CUGUAAAGCUACAGGAGUCCUUGGGUCGACCUAGAAGGCCUCUCCUAGAGCUGGAAAGCCGACCGUUGACUCCCUCACCACCUCUUCGUGGUGGCCGCUGACAGCCCCCCACCACGCCUCACCCCGUGAUUCGAGUCCUUUAAAGUUUUAAGCCAAUCCACCCGUGACCAAGCUUCUAAUUCUGAUCUUCUUCCUGUUUCUCGGUUGAAUGCCAAUCUUCUCUUUUGCUCCUCUCUUGAAUUCAUAAAAAUGUCUCUCGCUCCUUGGGUAGUCUUCCUGAUCAGUUGAAUUCUUCCUAGAAUUUCUAAUCUGUGAUCGUUAUUGUGCUUCUUGUCAUGAUCUCCUUGUUCGAAUUAAGGCUAUCUAAAGUCCGGCUAUCUCUGUCUAUCCAUUGCCUUCUAGAUGGUGAUGUUUAAAUUCUUUUAGAUGGUGCUCUGAUGUCCCUGUUCCUGAAAUCCUAAUCUUGGACUAGAACCGCUUCCUGUCCCCAUCUCCUGAUAUUUUUCUGCUAUAUGAACUUCUUCGGUAGUCGGUCUUUAAUCUCUAGCAUAGCAAUUCCAUUCCUCCAAGCAUAAAGUUAUCCUAUUACCCUCCUGUUCCAUCUCAUGGAUAAGUGCGUUCUGCACAGAGAAGUAAGAAUGAACUCGAGCUUGCGGUUUUUCCAGUUGUUUGCAACCUUUGGUUGCUUUCUCGCCCUCGGCUUGCCACUGGAUGAUCGAGGGGCUCGACUGCUUAUGGAAUUCAAGCAAGAACUCAUCGACGCAGAUAAUAACCUCUGGAACUGGAACUCGUCGGAUUCGAGCCCUUGCCACUGGAACGGCAUUGGCUGCUUUAAAUUUGAGGUAACCUCUAUCGUUCUCCAUGACUUUAAGCUCCAAGGUAGCUUAUCUGCCAGCAUUUGCCGUCUCCGUUUCCUCACCGUUUUUAAUGUCUCCAAGAACAUGAUCUCUGGUCCCAUCCCCAGAGAAUUGGCCUUCUGUGGGAAUCUAAAGAUUCUUGAUCUCAGCACCAAUCAAUUCCAUGGAGAGAUCCCCCCAGAGCUCUGCGGGCUGUCUUCGCUCAGGAAACUCUUCCUGAGCGAGAAUUAUCUGCAUGGCGAGAUCCCGUCGGGUAUUGGUAACUUGACGUGGCUGCAAGAGCUCGUCAUUUACAGCAACAACCUCACCGGCAAGAUUCCCCCGUCGAUUAGGAUGUUGAGGAAUCUUGGGAUCAUUCGAGCCGGUCUGAAUAACUUGUCAGGUCCGGUGCCGGUGGAAAUGAGCGAGUGUGAUAGCCUCGAGAUUCUUGGGCUGGCUCAGAAUAGUUUGGAAGGAUCUCUUCCUAGAGAGCUUGGGAGGCUGAAGAAUUUGACCACCCUGAUUCUUUGGCAAAACCUGCUAUCCGGCGAGAUUCCACCGGAGCUCGGCAACUGCACUAGUUUGGAGAUGAUUGCCUUGAAUGACAAUGCUUUCACCGGAGGCGUUCCCAAAGAAUUUGGAAGGUUGUCGAUGCUGAAAAGGUUGUAUCUUUACACCAACCAAUUAGAUGGAACAAUUCCUAGGGAGCUCGGAAAUUGUGAGAGCGCGUUCGAGAUCGAUCUUUCUGAGAACCGCUUGACCGGAGUUAUUCCCAGAGAGCUUGGCCGAAUUCAGACUCUUCGGUUGCUUCAUCUUUUUGAGAACCUCCUGCAGGGUAGCAUCCCCAGCGAGCUUGGCCAGUUGAGUCUUCUGAGGAGGAUAGAUUUGUCGAUCAAUAAUCUUACAGGCACAAUUCCUCUAGCCUUCCAAAACCUUUCCUCCUUGGAGUACUUCCAACUCUUCGACAACAAUCUCGAGGGAUUUAUUCCUCCUCUGCUGGGAUUCAACAGUAACCUCUCUGUUCUUGAUCUUUCAGACAACAAUCUCACUGGUAGCAUUCCUGCUCAUCUUUGCAAAUACCAGAAGUUGAUCUUUUUGAGCCUUGGCUCGAAUGCGCUGCUUGGAAACAUCCCUCAUGGCGUGAAAACUUGCAAGUCCCUCGUACAGCUAAGGUUGGGGGAAAAUCUUCUAACAGGAAGUCUCCCUGUCGAAUUGUCUGCGCUUCGAAAUCUAUCUUCUCUGGACAUGAGCCAAAACCGAUUCUCUGGACCCAUACCUCCAGAAAUAGGCAAGCUCAGAAACCUUGAGAGGCUCCUCCUUUCAGAUAACUAUUUUCUUGGCCGCAUCCCUCCUGAAAUUGGAGAACUAGCUGAGCUUGUGAGCUUCAACAUCUCCUCAAACCAGCUUUCUGGAUCUCUACCUCGCGAGUUAGCAAAAUGUACGAAGCUGCAGAGGCUUGAUCUCGGCAGAAAUCAGUUCACGGGAUUUGUUCCGGAAGAUCUUGGUAGUUUGGUGAAUUUGGAACAGUUGAAGCUGUCUGAUAGCCGUCUCAAUGGCACCAUCCCGAGCAGCCUUGGGCGCCUUCGUCGGCUUACUGAGCUGCAGAUGGGAGGGAAUCAUCUCUCUGGUAAUAUACCAACUGAACUGGGGCAGCUUACAACCCUGCAAAUUGCUCUCAAUAUCAGCUACAAUGCGCUUUCCGGGGAGAUACCAUCUGAGCUUGGGGACUUGCAGAUGUUGGAAAACCUGUACUUGAACAACAAUGAGCUUGAUGGUGAAGUGCCAGCAUCAUUCGGCGGCCUCUCCAGCCUCCUAGUUUGCAAUCUCUCAUAUAAUAACCUUGUUGGAUCAUUGCCCAACACUCCUUUAUUCAGAAGAAUGGAUGAUAGCAACUUUCUAGGAAAUGAUGGGUUGUGUGGAAUGAGUACAGCAGCUUGCCAGCCUACACCAUUGCCAUCCGACGCGGCAGAAUCAGGUUCGGCAACGAAGAAAGCCUCCAAGGAGAAAAUAGUUAGCAUUUUUGCUGUAAUUGUGGGAUCAGUUUCCUUGUUCUUGACAGUGGGGAUUUGUUGGUCUCUAAAGCGUCGCAUACCUGAUCUUGUUUCAUGUGAAGAUCAUAAACAUGGCAUGUCUGGUCUCGAUUAUUUUCCCAUGGAGGGUAUCACAUAUCAAGAAAUUCUUAAAGCCACGGAUGAUUUCUCAGAGUGCAAUGUUAUAGGAAGGGGUGCCUGUGGAACGGUAUACAAGACCGUCAUGCCCGAUGGGUCUGUAAUUGCUGUUAAGAAGCUGAAAUCCCAAGGAGAGUGUUCUAGUGUUGACAGUAGUUUCCGUGCUGAGAUCUCCACCCUUGGAAAUGUUCGUCACCGCAACAUCGUCAAGUUCUAUGGCUUUUGCUACCAUCAAGAAUCUAACCUUAUAUUGUAUGAAUAUAUGGCAAAUGGUAGUCUUGGGGAACUGCUUCAUGGUAACAGUAACAGGGACACAUCUCUGCUUGAUUGGGAUACUCGGUAUAGGAUUGCUCUUGGAGCCGCAGAAGGCUUGCGCUAUCUUCACUGCGACUGUAAACCUCAAAUCAUACACCGUGAUAUAAAAUCAAACAAUAUUCUGUUGGAUGAAACAAUGGAAGCUCAUGUAGGAGACUUUGGCUUGGCGAAAUUAAUUGAUAUUUCACACUCCAAAACCAUGUCUGCAGUUGCUGGUUCUUAUGGCUAUAUCGCCCCAGAGUAUGCGUUCACGAUGAAAGUUACAGAGAAAUGUGACAUCUAUAGUUUUGGAGUUGUUCUACUGGAAUUGAUCACUGGACAACCUCCAAUUCAGCCUCUGGAGCAAGGAGGGGAUCUGGUAAAUUGGGUGAGAAGGUCGAUGCAGAACUUGACGCCAUCAUCUGGGAUCUUUGACUGCAGGCUGGAUUUGAGUGCAAAGAGCACAAUUGAAGAGAUGUCUUUGGUUUUAAAAAUUGCUCUAUUUUGCACCAGCGAAUCACCAUUUGACAGACCGACAAUGAAAGAAGUCAUAGCAAUGUUGAUUGACGCCAGGGAUUCCUCAUCUAUUUCUUCUCCAUCUCCAUCAUCAGAGACACCAUUAGAAGAAGAUGCUUCCUUCAGAGGACAGAUCGGACGUUGAGCUUAUGCAGCAGAACAUUGAACAAAGCUGUUCCUCCAUCUCUACCGAUCUAGUAAGUUUUUCUCCUAGGUUAAGUUUGCAAUAAAGUGUUGUGCUAUUCAAAUUGUAAUUUUAUGAGAGGGUUACUUCAUAUUAUGUACAAAGAUGGUUGGGGGAGGAGUUCUCAAAAAAAUUGCAACUAACCUAAAAGUACAUGUGGUCAUGGACCCAGCAUGCAAAGGAGAAAGCUGGCACCUGUUUGUGGGAAUAAUUCUAUCACACUUGUCAUUAAAUCUAGAACAUUUUUACAAUAUAAACCCCCUCAGUGAAAUCUUCAGUUUGUUUAA
This is a messenger RNA of Phoenix dactylifera (date palm), 4285 nucleotides long. RefSeq names its product Leucine-rich receptor-like protein kinase family protein. Gene Ontology annotation, biological process: protein phosphorylation. The record is from RefSeq and is a predicted model, not a curated record. Gene Ontology annotation, molecular function: ATP binding; protein binding; protein kinase activity. Lineage: Eukaryota; Viridiplantae; Streptophyta; Magnoliopsida; Arecales; Arecaceae.